Rhipicephalus sanguineus (brown dog tick) is the source of this 3058-nucleotide messenger RNA. Its product is annotated as putative inorganic phosphate cotransporter. NCBI's taxonomy places the organism in Eukaryota, Metazoa, Arthropoda, Arachnida, Ixodida, Ixodidae. The coding region runs from base 379 to 1992 and encodes 537 amino acids. The record is from RefSeq and is a predicted model, not a curated record. Gene Ontology annotation, biological process: transmembrane transport; monoatomic anion transport. Gene Ontology annotation, molecular function: transmembrane transporter activity. The transcript is spliced from 10 exons.
GGUGGCACCGUUAUCACCGAAUCACGCCCCUCGGAGGCAGCAAACCACUUUCGCGACUGGUCGAUACCGGGAAAAGCGCUGUGUGUUGCGUUGCCCCCAAGUUCGCGUGUUCCUGCGCCUGCGCCCAUGCAAUGAUGAUGCUUCUGCCGUCGACGUUGUGAAUGCUUUGAUGAGCCUCGUUCACUAGUUGAUCGCGCAGUGGGAGGGCGCGAGUGCGGUGUUUCGAGCGCGGGCGGCUAGUGUGGAAACAUAUGGCUCUGCUGUGAGCCAACAAUCCGGACCUCCUCGUGUCUCGUGACUCGUUCGUACACAACUACAGCGAGGAUCCGCCAACUUUAACAUCGAGUAUUACUGCUGGGACAGGUUUCACACUCGACAAUGUCGCUGCUCACCAAAGAUGAAGAGACUACGAGCGAAACGCUGCUGUCGAAGAAACGCCGCACUUUUAGAGGGAUAUACGAUGCCGUGCAGACCCGCCAUGUGCUGGCACUUAUGGGAUUCUUGGGCUUUGUCAAUGUGUAUGCACUGAGGGUGAACUUGAGUGUUGCCCUGGUUGCCAUGGUUAACCACACAGCCAUUGCUGCCAACAGUACGCCUUCGUCGGGAGAGGAAUGCAAGGCAGAGUUUGCAAAUAGCACCACGGAGAAAGUCCAGGAUGGAAAGUUUAUAUGGAAUGAAUAUGAGCAAGGCAUCAUAUUGGGCGCCUUCUUCUACGGCUACGUCGUCACCCAGAUUCCCGGAGGGCGUCUGGCCGAGCGGGUCGGCGCCAAAUGGCUCUACGGUGUUGGUGUACUUGUUACUGCCCUGCUUACGCUUCUUACGCCAGCUGCAGCCUCUUGGAGCAUCUAUGCCUUCAUCACCAUCCGAGUCAUGAUGGGCCUUGGAGAGGGAGUGACCUUCCCCGCGAUGCAUGCCAUGAUAGCUCGGUGGUUGCCGAAGGACGAACGCAGCCUGUUGUCUACGAUCAUCUACUCGGGUGGUCAGAUUGGCACUGUGGUGGCCAUGCCGAUAUCUGGGUUGCUGUGCGACUCAGCAUUCCUUGGAGGCUGGCCUGCUGCUUUCUACGUCUUUGGCCUGGUUGGUGUUGUGUGGUUUGUGUUCUGGGCCCUUCUUGCGUACAACAGCCCACAGGAGCACCCACGCAUCAGCGAUGAAGAGCGUAUCUACAUUGAAACCAACCAAGGUGAAGAGCAGACUCGGGAGAAGUUGCCCAUCCCGUGGCGGGCGGUGCUGACCUCAGUUCCUUUCUGGGCUCUGAUGGUGACUCACUUUGGCCAGAACUGGGGCUUCUACACACUUCUCACCGAGAUGCCCAGUUAUCUCAAGAACAUCUUGCACUUUGACAUCAAGAAGAAUGGGUACCUCUCGGCACUGCCCUACCUCCUCGGGACGUUCUCCAGCUGGGGAGCUGGAUAUCUGGCCGACCAUGUGCGGCGAAAAGACCUCUUCACAACCAGCAUCAUUAGAAAGUUCUUCAAUUCUAUUUCAUUCUUCGGAACAGCCAUCUGCCUGUUUGUUGUGACUUUUGCGGGCUGCAACGGAUUCCUCAACGUCAUUCUUCUGACCAUUGGCAUGGGCCUCAACGCAUUCUGUUUCUCGGGCUACAUGGUGACCCACGUCGACAUGUCACCAGACUUUGCAGGUACCUUGAUGGGGAUGACAAAUGCCUUUGCCAACUUGGCUGGAUUUCUGGCACCUCUUGCAGUUGGGAGUUUGACAAACAACAAUGAGACGAUCGCACAGUGGAGCAUCGUGUUCUACAUCGCUGCCGGUGUGUACGUUGUCACGGGUGUCAUCUUCGUGCUCUGCGGCUCGGCUGAGCUUCAGCCCUGGGGGCUGUACGCCCAAACCUGCGGCGGCAACUUUGCGGGGCCCCUGGGAACUCUGGGAACAGGAAACCUGUCGGCUGACACCCCAUAUCAGGCAACGCAUGAUGACGGCACGCCCGAGAGUCCAAAGUCUGACGAUGCUUUUCCUACGGAAGCAUAUUGAUGCGCUCGAUCACUGCAUCCGCAAUGAUUGUGUCCGCCUCCGGCUCACCAUAACUUGGCAAACAGGAAAGGCUACAGCCCUGAACCUACCGGCUCACAGCUACGGCAUUGCACUGCUAUGCUCGAGGACGCGGGUUCGAUUCACGGCCAUGGUGGCCGCAUUUUGACAGAGGUGAAAUGCAAAAAUCCCCGUGUACUUAGAUUUAGGUGAAUGUUAAAAGGCUUCAGGCAGUCAAAAUUAAUCCAGAGUCCCCCCACAGUGCGCCUCAAAUCAUGUUGGGGUUUCAGCAUGUAAAACCCCAGAAUGUGGUUAAGAUUUAAUCCUGGAACCUUGUUAUGUAGGCAGGACGCGGGUAUUCAGGUUAGAAUGCAGCUCACAAAAACAAGUAUUUUUAAAGAGCAAGCGUGCAUUCAUGGACAGGAUCUUGCAUUUAGCCGCCCUCAAAUGGAUGUGCCUCUUAGAGGUGCUUCACAUAAUAUAACCUGGGUGAGAUUGCUAUAGGGAACUAACAUGAUAUACAAAGAUACUGAAAUUUAGCAUACAUUUACCCGACUGAAGGGACAGCUGCUAAACACUGUGUGGAUGCUUAUAGCCAUAGAUAUUUACACCUUGCUGAUGUCCACUUUGGUUGUGCAGUGUUAAAUGUAGCUACUUCAGAAGCACUUUUUCAACAGUGAAUGUUAAAAAUGCUCAAGCAUUUAAUGUGCUGCCUUGUGCUGCAGCAUCUCCCAUAGCCAGAGGAUUGAUUUGGACCACCCGAUUUGAUCGAUCAGUCAUUCGCUGAUGCUUGACUAUUUUGCCAAGUCAUGUUGAGUCAAGAGCAUGAACAGGUUCCAAAAUGCAAGUGCACCCCCAUGUGGUCAUACUUGAUUGAAACCAACAGGCUUGCAGACGAAAAAUAUCUUAAUAUAUUACACAGUCUGGCUAUGAGGCACUUAACAAACUUCUGUGAUGUGUUUGUUGCAUUUGAAUUUGUGUUUGCUAGUGGAAAAAAAAAGGCUAGGAAGGAAUGCUAUUUAUUUGAAGCAAAACCACGCUUAGCCUGCUACAAGUGAUUGAUCAAACU